Messenger RNA from Lagenorhynchus albirostris (white-beaked dolphin), 2176 nucleotides. RefSeq lists its product as uncharacterized. The transcript is spliced from 3 exons. The record is from RefSeq and is a predicted model, not a curated record. The coding region runs from base 933 to 2081 and encodes 382 amino acids. Gene Ontology annotation, molecular function: structural constituent of chromatin; DNA binding; protein heterodimerization activity. Gene Ontology annotation, cellular component: nucleosome. Lineage: Eukaryota; Metazoa; Chordata; Mammalia; Artiodactyla; Delphinidae.
GUGAAACGUUUAGCAGUUCUUCAGUCCCCGUUCCGAAAAUCAAAGGCUCUUUUCAGAGCCACCCACUUUUCUCCCGGAAAGUGCUGAAAUACUUCGUAAGUGUAGGAGACGUGUUCAAGUCUUAAUGUGUAGUUCCGCUUAAAUUUUGUUUAUAUUAGCCUGUUAAAAGUUUUGCGUUUAAAAAUGGGAAACCGCUCCCAGGUUUGCCACAAAGGGGCUAAAUUGUUAGCCGGUGGUCACAUUUUAUGCACCAUAAAUUCUUAGAAAAAUUCAUGAAACUAGCUUUCUGCCAUCCCUUUAACUGAAAAGAUGCAAUACGUUUGUAAACUCACAUAAAGAACCCCUGUUAAGGGAAUUCUGUGUCAGGACAUAAAUUAGGGCUUUUAGGCUAUGGAUAACGUAUAUGUAUGUAAAUGACGAUACAGACCAUAAUGCCUGAUGUUGAGUGGUGGUUUUGCAUGUACAUGAGGUAUAUACAUUAUUACAUAUAAUGUAUAGUCAAAGGAACUUGGUGUCAAAAAGUAAAAUAUGAAUAAAAUAAAUGCGAGAACAAAGGAGGAAUAGCUGACCAAUGACAUGUCUGGGCGGGCUUUUUAAAUUCUGCGAAUGACGGCAUUAGUGAGAAUUGUUUAGUCCAUUGGUCGUUUCUCCUUUCAGAAAAAUUCAAUGAAUGAAGUACAUUAAAAUCUCUACUAAGUGAAACCUUACUGUUAUGGACUCAAUUCAAAGUGGACUAUAAACUUGAAAUAAAAUUUCGAUAACUCAUUUAAUCUUUAAUGGAAUCCAACCAUAUUUCUCCUAAAGGCAACGUGAGAACCAAUUAGAUCACAGCGCGGGAACUAGGAAUCAGACUGAUCUGCACCCAUACGUAAGGUCAGAACCGGCACCAGCACCAUACUACUCUCCAGCCAGUUUCCUUUUCUGUUAUCGUCAUGGCUCGUACAAAGCAGACCGCUCGCAAGUCCACCGGCGGCAAGGCACCGCGCAAGCAGCUGGCCACCAAGGCGGCCCGCAAGAGCGCGCCGGCCACGGGCGGCGUGAAGAAGCCGCACCGCUACCGGCCCGGCACGGUGGCCCUGCGCGAGAUCCGCCGCUACCAGAAGUCCACGGAGCUGCUGAUCCGCAAGCUGCCGUUCCAGCGCCUGGUGCGCGAGAUCGCGCAGGACUUCAAGACCGACCUGCGCUUCCAGAGCUCGGCCGUGAUGGCGCUGCAGGAGGCGUGCGAGGCCUACCUGGUGGGGCUCUUCGAGGACACCAACCUGUGUGCCAUCCACGCCAAGCGCGUCACCAUCAUGCCCAAGGACAUCCAGCUCGCCCGUCGCAUCCGCGGGGAGAGGGCUAUCUCAUCUAGCCUUGUGAUGUCUGGACGUGGCAAAGGCGGAAAGGGCUUGGGUAAAGGGGGCGCCAAGCGCCACCGCAAAGUCCUGCGGGAUAACAUUCAAGGGAUCACAAAACCUGCAAUCCGUCGCCUGGCUCGUCGCGGUGGAGUAAAGCGCAUCUCAGGUCUUAUUUAUGAGGAGACCCGCGGGGUUCUGAAAGUGUUUCUGGAGAACGUAAUUCGGGACGCGGUCACCUAUACCGAGCACGCCAAGCGCAAGACUGUUACGGCCAUGGACGUGGUGUACGCGCUCAAGCGCCAGGGACGCACUCUCUACGGAUUUGGCGAAGUAAUGGCGCGUACAAAGCAAACUGCUCGUAAGUCGACCGGCGGCAAGGCGCCGCGCAAGCAGCUGGCCACCAAGGCGGCCCGCAAGAGCGCGCCGGCCACGGGCGGCGUGAAGAAGCCGCACCGCUACCGGCCCGGCACGGUGGCCCUGCGCGAGAUCCGCCGCUACCAGAAGUCCACGGAGCUGCUGAUCCGCAAGCUGCCGUUCCAGCGCCUGGUGCGCGAGAUCGCGCAGGACUUCAAGACCGACCUGCGCUUCCAGAGCUCGGCCGUGAUGGCGCUGCAGGAGGCGUGCGAGGCCUACCUGGUGGGGCUCUUCGAGGACACCAACCUGUGUGCCAUCCACGCCAAGCGCGUCACCAUCAUGCCCAAGGACAUCCAGCUCGCCCGCCGCAUCCGCGGCGAGAGAGCAUAAAUUAUUAUUGCCAACAAGUGCCAACUUAAAACCCAAAGGCUCUUUUCAGAGCCACCUAUAAUUUCACUUUGCGGAGCUGUAUCACAAGGGAGUAG